UUGGGAGUGUUUGAAAAAUAUCUCCACUACCCAGCCAUGGAUGCCAUGUUCCCUUGAACAGACAACUUUACAAAAGACUGAACGCUUAGAAGGCCUUUGGAGUUGUCCAGCUUGGGCAACUUUCAUGGCGAAACCGGUGGCGAUUUUUCACAAAUGUCCUUCAUAUGCUAUCCCAUGGGCGUAUCGGGACAAUCCCCGACGAGCCACCGUGGCUAUUCGCGCCUGGAGCAGAUGAAUGCAAUUAACAUAGACUCAGACGAUCUGCCUUCAGACACACGGAAGGCCCAAGUGGUUAUUGUUGGCCGACGCCCACACAUCACGUCCCACUGGGCAAGCCUUUGGAUUUUUGAUGAUGGAAUGAUAUGGUCUGUGGAGUUGUCGGCAGUCGACCGAACCAGUGGAGCACGUUGGGUCUCAAACAAUUACAGCAUGAAGCUUUUGGUGGCCGACGUGAAGGAGGAAGGCGAUCAUAACUCCGUCAGGGUUCGCCAACAAGUUCGAGAAACUAUGAACCGGAUUUGGCCAAGUGGAAGCGCUGAAACAAGAGAGUUCCUCUUUUUCAUUGAUGCGGUGCUUUCGACAGAUGACCCAAAGCAGGAGUUUCAAACAGAGAUGGACUGCAUUUGGCCAACGAUAUCAGAGACUGAUGUCAAAUGCAUGGCAAAGGUUCUCCUCUUGACUUUUGGACACUUUGCUGGGUUGCAAGAGGAUUCUGCCUCAAAGAUGGCCGGAGCAGCCGACUUCCUUUGGCCACAAGUUGACUUCCAGGCAACAAAGGAAGCCUUUGAGCGAGCCAUCCAUUCGGGAGAGCCACAUAAGAACCUGAAGAACACCAUCGAAAGAGCACUAGAAUCCAGUUACCUACACUGGCCGGAUCUGAGCAACAAGCAAAGAGAAAGGAUCGAACAUUUCUUUGGGCACUUAGUAGACACUGUGCAGUCUGGAGAGGAGUGCAGAAAGUGUUUCCGAGAAGCAUUGGACAUUUUGUGGCAAGUGGAUCCCUCCUGCAGCCGCAGAUUGGCCGAACGACUUUUGCUGAAGUACUUGGAUGACUUUGGGUAUGAGAUCCUGGACACAGAUGGGCCGAUCUCGUUAAGGACAUCGCUUUCGGCACUCAGAAAAGCUGCGGAGGAGAAUCCAAUGAUCGGGUCACGUUACGACCUGCUCUUCAACAACUGUCAGCUCUACCUCAUACAUCUCUUAUACGUGCAGUAUGACGUGGACGGAACCCGACUCCCUUGGAACAUCGGUGCACUUGUCGCUGGACCUGUAAUGCUGUUUAUGGAGGUUGUCUUCAUCGCAGUGUUCUCACGGCUGUCACAAUUAAGGAUGCCUGUGCUCACCUGUUGCUUUGCGCUUUCCUGGAUCGCGGUAGAAGUGUGUUUCGCCUUCGUUUAUGCCCUGCGCACAAACUCCGGCCUUUUUGCGGUGCUUGGGGCAACCAUUUUGACUUUUUUGUGGGUUGUAUUCCCAAGCACUUCUGUCUUGCUGCUGCUUCCAUCUCUCAGCUUGAUGUGGGACUUGACUGUGGUGAUGCUGGCAGGAACCGCAAACCGUGUCCAUCGCGAUGGUGGCCUGAUACUGUUGAAUACUUCAAUCACAGCUCUGUGUUCAGGUGCCUGUUUCCUGAUCCUGUGGCAUUGCGGCUGGCCCAUAGAAUCAUUCCUGGAUACUUUCAUUCAAGUAGGCCUUUUAGUGCUUAUGACCUUUCUGAUGUAUCUUCUCCUCCGUUGCUGGAUAGCUCUGGCCAACUGCGGUCCUUGCGGUGCGAUAACAGCAAUAGUGAUUUUGGUAAUUUGUAGUCUUCCGGUUUCACCACAAGCCUUAUGUGCGGCCGGCAUUGGGUGUAACGCAGAGUGACCGUGACCUUUGGUCUUGGGCUGAGGGUAUGUUUUUGCAGGCAUUGCACGUUGCAGGGUUUUUUAUUCUCUUGCUUUGGCGGCAGAUUCGCAAUUAAUGUGGCCAGCUUGGCGGGCAUUGUCUUGAGCUCUGUGGACCUGGAUUCUAUAUGUGGAUCUAUCCGAUGGAAUGCUUCAGUUUAUUGGAGCUUUGCAUACAAUAGCUCCAUCCUGAAUGAUGUCAGCCAAACAUGUUGGAAUUUGUGAGGAUAAACAAGUUGAGCAAGCUGCCAGCUACUAGCCAGCUAGAAUUCCUUGUACUUGUAAAUAACUGUAAUAGGUCACUGAUUUUUUUCUUCAAUGAUAUGGCAUGUCAGGUCGCAUCAUGCUGCCCUGUCGCAGCUUGACCAUUCUAACAUCCGCCUGGUUCGGUCUUUCAGUUGUUGUCACUGCGCCAGUGAGGCUCUCAAUGCUUGCCACUGGAUUACAGAAACUGUAUGUUUUGGCACAGUGCACUGCACUUAAUGACACGACAGCCAAAAGACCAAGGCAAGCUGGGCCAAAAAAUGCCUCAAGCUCAAAACAGUUGCGAUUGGUGUAGUCACAUGAUAUCAGUUUCUAUCAGGUUCGUUCAUUCCCGGUCGAGUGCCUUUUACGGUAGGCGUUGACCAUGGAUGGCUGGCGCGAGCGCAUCCACUUUCACAAGCUCAACUUCCGUGUUCAGCAAUGAGUGCAGCCAAAGCAAGACUCCCGU
Messenger RNA from Durusdinium trenchii, 2592 nucleotides. The record is from the annotation of a GenBank genome assembly. Lineage: Eukaryota; Dinophyceae; Suessiales; Symbiodiniaceae.